This is a messenger RNA of Durusdinium trenchii, 1362 nucleotides long. Lineage: Eukaryota; Dinophyceae; Suessiales; Symbiodiniaceae. The record is from the annotation of a GenBank genome assembly.
AUGUUGCGUCAGGUCGAGCUCCUGUUCACAAGGAAGCCAAACCAUCACAGUUGGGCAUGGGAAGAGCUCUUAGAAGCACGAGAAUGUUUCCUCACCCUCCGCUGUGCAAAGCAGUACAUGGGAUUCAUCUCAGAGCGCUUGUUCCGUGCUCGUGACCUAUUGAAAGGAAGCGAAGGUGAGAGUGACGAGUUUGAGCGAGGCAGCGAGUUCUCGAAGUUGCUUUACCAUGCGCAUCACAAGAUGCUGGACUUGGGGCGAAUCUUGCGAGGAGGCUGCCCAAUGGUUGCACUUAGUGGCAAGGAGAGACAGGAAGUGCUUGAACUUCGUUUGCGCAGGCCAAGCCGAACAGACGCUCAAGCAUUGCUGGAGAAGGCCGAAGCCCAGAGGGCACACCUCGCAUCCGAGCUCAAGGUAGUUGAAGCUUCCAAAGCUCGGCCUGCAGAAGUUGAUGCCAAUGCAUUGAACAAAUGGCUUCGCAGCGUUCGCGUGCGGAUGGCUUUGGGCGUGAAUCGCGGCGCUAUGCCACGGCCAUUAGGGUCAUUACCUCGAACAAGGUCCUGCGAGGAACAGCAAGCCAUUAAAGAUUUGAUCGAUGAGAUAGCUUUUUCCCAGAAGAUCAAAGUCGUGAUUGCAGGAUAUGGCAUCAGCUCGCGCACCAUGGGCACAAGUCACUCGAAGUCCGACCAUGACAUUAAGUGCAUUUUCGUUCACCCGAGAAGUAUGUACUUCGGUUUGCAGUCCCUUACGACCACCUUCAAGCAGCACUUCCCUGGCGCAGCUGGUGGUUGCGACGUGGAGAUCAGCGGCUGGGAAGCGCGACAUGCGCUGCAGAUGCUGGCAGAAGACAACCCGGCGGUGAUUGGCGUUUUGUCAACACCAUCAGCCUUCGUAGGGGAAGAGUGGAGAGAACGGCUUUUGCAGAUUGCAACGAAGUGGACGGACAGGGGCAGAUUGAUGGUCCAUUGGUACAACCAUGCCCGGCGAAACUUUCAAAGUUACAUCAAGUCCAACGACAGUCCAUUGCGCAAGCGAUAUGUUCAUGUCCUCAGGCCUUUGCUGAGUGUUGCCUGGCAGCGGCGUGAGAAGGGCUCAAACUUCCCUCCCUUGGACUUGGCGGAGCUAUUGCAGCAGGUGACAGACCUGGGAGCUGUUGCUGCAGCAGAAGCAGCAGCGGUCUCUUCUUUGAUCCACCAAGUGGAGGAGCUGCCGGAAGCAUUGCCCCGUUCUUCACAGCUGGACGAGCUGAUUGUGCGACUCUUGCAGGAUGAGAAAAUGCCAUCCUCAAAGCCAAGCAGUGGCCUUGGUGACGUUUGGCACCAGCUGUGUGUUGAGAUGGUCAGCACCGCGGCACCGGUCGAAUGA